AGAGGAUCUAAGGGAUUGGUGGGGAACAGGCAAGCCAGGCAUCACUGUGGAUGUUGAAGAAGAGAGUUACUCAGACCUCGGCAUCUUCACUUGCUCGCUCUGGAAUUACAGCUAUUUAUUACAAAGCACUCUGUGUGGCUGGGCGGAGUGCGCCUGAGGAAACACAUCCCAGACACCACCUGGGGUUCGUCUUCCUGAGUCCUUCACAUCUCUGACUAAUUCUCAUCAUUAUCAUGGAGCCAAACAGUCCCAAAAAGAUACAAUUUGCUGUGCCUUUAUUCCAGAGUCAGAUUGCACCCGAAGCAGCUGAGCAGGUGGUUCUUUAUUGUUCACAGAUCAGGAAAAGAAGACCUACACCAGCAUCACUUGUGAUUCUCAAUGAACAUAACCCUCCAGAAAUAGAUGACAAGAAGGUGACCAACACACAAGCAGAAUCACAGAAUGCAACCCCUAAGCAAAGGAAGCAGAGCGUGUACACACCACCCACCAUGAAAGGGGUUAAGCAUAUGAAAGGCCAGAAUGAAUCCGCAUUCCCGGAAGAGGAAGAAGGCGUGAACGGGAGUGUGCAGCAGUGGGACCAUUAAUUACGGGUCUGCAACAAGAAGGCUUCUUGGGAAUAACUGAACUAUCAACCUUUCUGAAUAGCCCAUGGAAUGCCACUGCUUGACUUCUCUGCUCACCACACUCAUACAAUAGUAACACACCUCCUGGGAAGUGCCCCUCAGUGGAACUUUAGAACUACCUACAGAUUGUUUCAUAUUACGAUACUUACAAUUAAAGAAUAAGUAUUUAUUUUACAGUGAUUUUUCUUUUUAACAACAUAGAAAAUGUGCAAACAUGUGAGUGUUCUAACUUUAAUACUGCCCAGCUUAAUCCCUGAUGUCCUACUGAUACAAUUUGCCUUCUAAGGUCAAAUGUAAAUAGCAUCACUUUAAAGGAAAAAAAAUAAAUAUUAAAUAUCUUUAGACAUGAGUACGUGUCUGGGUUUAACUCACAGAGGAAUUUAGUUAAACUUUUAAGUUAAGCUCUGCAUUUAUCACGUUUCUGUAUACUUAAUGGUACAUGGUAUUUAUUUCAAAAUGAUUAAGAAAUGCCAGAUUUUUUGAUUCAAAAUAUCAAAAGGUAUUCAUCUUUAGAUAUUAAACAUCUUUUUCUCUCCAACAACACAUUAAUGGUUAAAGGACCACAGAAGUCUCUCCAUUUUCUAAGCUGUGAGAGAUGUAUUUUUUAUCACUUCCACUAGUUAUUCAGAAAGAAAAAUUAUAACUCUAAAAUAAAACAUACCAAAUCUCCCCUUUUGCUUAUUUUUGGCUAUUACUUGAAAUAUGAGAUGUUUCCUAUUGCAUUUUAAUGAAUAAUUAGAUUUUAUAAAUCUAUUAUCAUAAGAAAUUUCAUUAAUUCAUGCUUUUAUUAAUUCAACAACUAUUGUUUAUGAGUUUAUCUCUAAAAAGGUACUUUGCCGGGUGUUAUGAAAAUAGAGGAAAGAUUAUUUCUCCACUGCAGAACUGGCAGAGAAACAUCAGUGCAAAGCAAGAUUUUUCAAGACAGUAUGUAUUUACUGAAUAUGACUUUGAUAAUUGAAAGUCCUGGCAUCCUGAACAAUAUUAAUUAUUUAUUGCAUUAUAAUGUAGAGUAUCUGUACACAUAAUUUGGUGGACUGUAGCCCUCCAGGCUCCUCUGUCCAUGGAAUUCUCCAGGCAAGAAUACUGGAGUGGGUUGCCAUGCCCUCCUCCUGGGAAUCUUCCCCACCCAGGGAUCGAAUUCCCAUCUCUUAAGUCUCAAUGGCAUUAACAGGUAAGUUCUUUACUGCUAGAGCCACCUGG
Cervus elaphus (red deer) is the source of this 1823-nucleotide messenger RNA. RefSeq names its product protein phosphatase 1 regulatory inhibitor subunit 1C (gene PPP1R1C). The record is from RefSeq and is a predicted model, not a curated record. The transcript is spliced from 5 exons. Bases 234 to 584 code for a protein of 116 amino acids. Gene Ontology annotation, cellular component: cytoplasm. NCBI's taxonomy places the organism in Eukaryota, Metazoa, Chordata, Mammalia, Artiodactyla, Cervidae. Gene Ontology annotation, molecular function: protein phosphatase inhibitor activity. Gene Ontology annotation, biological process: intracellular signal transduction.